AUGACCAAGAGCCCUCGUCCAGAUCUUGACAAAGCACCAGGACUUCAUAAGGCACCAGGACUUCAUAAAGCACUAGGACUUCAUAAAGCACCAGGACUUCAUAAAGCACUAGGACUUCAUAAAGCACUAGGACUUCAUAAAGCACCAGGACUUCAUAAAGCACCAGGACUUCAUAAAGCACUAGGACUUCAUAAAGCACUAGGACUUCAUAAAGCACUAGGACUUCAUAAAGCACCAGGACUUCAUAAGGCACUAGGACUUCAUAAAGCACUAGGACUUCAUAAAGCACUAGGACUUCAUAAAGCACCAGGACUUCAUAAAGCACCAGGACUUCAUAAAGCACCAGGACUUCAUAAGGCACCAGGCCUUCAUAAAGCACCAGGACUUCAUAAAGCACCAGGACUUCAUAAAGCACCAGGACUUCAUAAAGCACUAGGACUUCAUAAAGCACUAGGACUUCAUAAAGCACUAGGACUUCAUAAAGCACUAGGACUUCAUAAAGCACUAGGACUUCAUAAAGCACCAGGACUUCAUAAAGCACCAGGACUUCAUAAAGCACUAGGACUUCAUAAGGCACCAGGCCUUCAUAAAGCACCAGGACUUCAUAAAGCACCAGGACUUCAUAAAGCACUAGGACUUCAUAAGGCACCAGGCCUUCAUAAGGCACCAGGACUUCAUAAGGCACCAGGCCUUCAUAAAGCACCAGGCCUUCAUAAAGCACCAGGACUUCAUAAGGCACCAGGCCUUCAUAAGGCACCAGGACUUCAUAAGGCACCAGGACUUCAUAAAGCACCAGGCCUUCAUAAAGCACUAGGACUUCAUAAAGCACUAGGACUUCAUAAAGCACCAGGCCUUCAUAAAGCACCAGGCCUUCAUAAAGCACCAGGACUUCAUAAGGCACCAGGCCUUCAUAAGGCACCAGGACUUCAUAAGGCACCAGGCCUUCAUAAAGCACCAGGCCUUCAUAAAGCACUAGGACUUCAUAAAGCACUAGGACUUCAUAAAGCACCAGGACUUCAUAAAGCACCAGGACUUCAUAAGGCACCAGGACUUCAUAAGGCACCAGGCCUUCAUAAAGCACCAGGCCUUCAUAAAGCACCAGGACUUCAUAAGGCACCAGGACUUCAUAAGGCACCAGGACUUCAUAAGGCACCAGGCCUUCAUAAAGCACCAGGACUUCAUAAGGCACCAGGACUUCAUAAAGCACCAGGACUUCAUAAAGCACCAGGACUUCUUAAAGCACCAGGCCUUCAUAAAGCACCAGGCCUUCAUAAAGCACCAGGACUUCAUAAAGCACCAGGACUUCAUAAAGCACCAGGCCUUCAUAAAGCACCAGGCCUUCAUAAAGCACCAGGACUUCAUAAGGCACCAGGACUUCAUAAGGCACCAGGACUUCAUAAAGCACCAGGCCUUCAUAAAGCACCAGGACUUCAUAAAGCACCAGGACUUCAUAAAGCACCAGGACUUCAUAAAGCACCAGGCCUUCAUAAAGCACCAGGACUUCAUAAAGCACCAGGCCUUCAUAAAGCACCAGGACUUCAUAAGGCACCAGGACUUCAUAAAGCACCAGGACUUCAUAAAGCACCAGGACUUCAUAAGGCACCAGGACUUCAUAAAGCACCAGGCCUUCAUAAAGCACCAGGGCUUCAUAAAGCACCAGGACUUCAUAAGGCACCAGGCCUUCAUAAAGCACCAGGCCUUCAUAAGGCACCAGGACUUCAUAAGGCACUAGGACGGGGCUCAAUUGAAACUUUGAGUUUCAUAUGA
Messenger RNA from Procambarus clarkii (red swamp crayfish), 1767 nucleotides. Lineage: Eukaryota; Metazoa; Arthropoda; Malacostraca; Decapoda; Cambaridae. The record is from RefSeq and is a predicted model, not a curated record.